Molecule: messenger RNA, 632 nt
Organism: Durio zibethinus
Lineage: Eukaryota; Viridiplantae; Streptophyta; Magnoliopsida; Malvales; Malvaceae
Source: RefSeq, a predicted model, not a curated record
GCUGUUGGCACAAUUUUUCAAAACAAUUGCACCACUACUGAGGGUCCGAUGCAUUCCAAAUGGGGCCAAAUCCUUCAACCCACGUGUUUACCCUUAAUGACAGCUGCUCCUGUACAAUUACCGCAAAUUUCGUUUUUCCAGCAAUUUCUCUCAAUUCCCCAAGCCCCGCACUCCCUUCAUCUUAUCCUAACCAUCAAACUCAUCGCCCUACCGACGUUAACCCUAGCAACAAUGCGGUUUCUCAAGAGAUUGUCAGGCAUUCACGUCCACCUCGUUCCCAUAGAAACCCUUUUCAGACCCCAAGACAGGGGCAAACUGAAACCAUCCCUUGGGCUACUAUUCAACGUGCCAUGGAAAAUAGCCUUGACUAUAUUUUAUCUCGUAACAUGACUGUGAUCAGUGGUGAAGUUCAAUGCAAAAAAUGCGAGAAGGUUUAUAACAUUGAAUAUGAUUUAGAACAAAAGUUCAGGGAGAUUGCAGCUUUUAUAUCAGAAAACAGGUCUGCUAUGCAUGAUCGAGCGGAGUCUAUGGAUGAAUCCAAACCUUCCUAGUUGCGAAUUUUGUGGUAGUUCUGUGAAGCCUGUUCUCUCAAACAAAAGAUCAAUAAAUUGGUUGUUUUUGCUGUUGGGAAA